AUGGGAAGAAAACGAAAAACGCGGGCUAGGGACACAUUCGAUUGCGAGGAGCACCCCUCCUGGGUUCCUCGGGAAGAGCAGCGCACCCGGUUGGAGGAACAUACCACCUACGAGGCGGGCGUCGCAGGCGACAUCCACACAUCCACCAGCUUCGUGAACGUCCCCCUUUCACCGCACAAGAAGGGGGCAUCUCGUCCCAUCGCCGAUGAAGAUACGAUCCUUGAGUACUCCAACCUCGAAGAUUUCUUCAACGGGCCGGAGGUUGGUGACAAGGAAGAGUCUGUUGAGGUGGAUGGGUCCGGACGCGAGAAGAAGAAGCGGCACUACGCGUCCGACCAUCCCUUUUUGGGUUUCGUCGACGAGGUCGACACGAUACUGGACGAGCUAUUGAGAUUGGAGACAAUAUCGACUCCCCCUUUGGAGUGCGAGGCAUGCGGGUUGACUCUGGAUGAUGAUUUGCAGGCCUUUCGCUGCGAGGACUGCUUCUCAUCGGAGCUUUAUUGUCGCCUGUGCUUGGUGGAGCGCCACGCGUCCUCUCCUUAUCACUCUAUCCAUGCUUGGAACGGGGCAUUCUUUGAAAGAGUUACCCUCAAGUCUCUCGGUUUACGCGUUCAGCUUGGGCACCCUCCCGGAACUACUUGUCCUGUACCGGCUCGCGCGUUUAACGACGACUUUGUUGUGGUGUCUUCAGACGGCAUCCAUUGUAUCGGCCUGGACUUCUGUGGCUGCCUUGGAGCACCUUCCCACUUUGUGCAGCUCCUGCGAGCACGACUAUUCCCUGCAACUACGAUCGACCCCAAAACGGCGGCCACCUUCGACGUCCUCAAGACCUUCCAGAUGCUGUGCUUCACGUCCAAGAUAUCCGCUUUGGAGUAUUACAAGGCUCUCGCUCGUCGGUCAGAUAAUACCGGGACUCUCAAGAUUCCGGACCGCUACGUGCCUUUCCUUAGGAUGGUACAUGUGUGGAGACACGUGCGUGUUUUGAAGCGAAAAGGACGCGGACAUGACGCCGGUGGGAGCUGGGGAACCGCACCUGCAGCAUGUGCUGUAUUGUGCCCCGCCUGUCCCUACCCUGGCAUCAAUCUCCCCAAGGGUUGGGAGAGGUGCCGUCCCGAGAAGAGGUUUAUUUACCAACUGUUCAUCGCGUUGGACGCCAACUUCCGCCUCAAGCGGCAGGCUGUAUCUAGCGACGAAAACGACCCCGGGCUGAGUCAUGGGUACGCUUAUUUCGUGGAGGAACGACAGUUCAAACAUCACUUGACCAUCUACAACACUCUCAUUGAAGACGACAAGAGUACGUGCAACAACCACGACGCCAUCAAAUCGGCCAGUAUCCGCGGCGGAAGAGGGACUGCAGCCAGCGGAAUCGGGACCGCCCAGUGCAGCCGCCAUGACAUGGCCCGCCCUCUGGGUGUUUGUGAUUUGCAGAAGGGUGAACGAUAUGUGAACAUGGAUUAUGUUUUCCUCUCCACGCUCUGCUUUCUGGCUCCGUUGUGGGUGGUCGUUUCGCACGACAUCGCAUGUCAAUGGUCGAAGAAUCUCGCGGAUCGCCUCAAGAAGUACCCCCGCCAUCUGACGGCUUCCGUUUUGCAACUGGCUUUUGUGUUCCUCGUCCCAAAGUUCCAUCUCCCGGCCCAUGUCAGCGAAUGUCAGACGGCGUACUCUUUUAACUUUACCAAAGGGGUAGGCAGAACAGACGGGGAAUGUCCCGAGCGUUCUUUCGCGGACACGAACAAGCUGGCAUCCAGCACUAUGCAGAUGGGUCCUGGUUGUCGCAGAGACGCUUACGACGAUCACGCGGGUGAUCGUAAUUGGAAGAAGACGACCCAGAUCGCGGAAACAUUAAAGGAUCGUGCAUUAGAGGCUUUGGCUAAACGCUCAGAGAUGGUAACGGCUUUCCGAGAGUUCUCAGCGGCAUUGGAGGAGUCGCCCAAGGGGUGGACAACAUUGGUUAAGGCUUGGGAGGCCGACAAUUCGAAGCCAAACCCUUUCUCGUCCCCUAAAACACAUCUGACACCGAGUGCUGUUCGAUUGAAGCUAGCGGAGGAAGAGGAGAAGGCCGCGAAGGAUGGAACACUGUCGUCGCCUCAUUCUGAGUUGACACCCAGUGUGUUCAUCUUCCAAGGUAUCGAGCUCGAGGAUGGCCCAACGCCGCCUGUUGUCCUGCAACUCUCUACUGCCGUUCAACGGCGGAUCAACGCCUGGAUCUCCGUCCAGGGUUCCUUCAUGCCCCAGGCGUCAGCGCAUCGAGCUUCGAAGUCUGGUCCUAACGACCCGACGGAAAAGGUGGCUCUGUACCUGCCCUCGUCGAUUUGUGGGUCGAUCACUUGCGACAAGCGGCUUAUCGAGUGUGAACAGCGUUUCCGCGUGGCUCAGGCCGAGACGGCACUGCACGAUAUUCGUGUGGUGCUCAUGUUCCGCUCUCAACUUUGGAAGUCGAAAAAACGAUAUGCUAGCGGAACUAGACAGCAUACGCGGAGCAACGUCGUCCUCGACACUCUGAAGGUCAAACUUAACCGCUUGGCAGUGAAGUACCGGUUUCUCCGGGCUGCCCUUGUCAACCUGUCACUGAUAUCGGGAGAUGUCAGCUGGCAGGACAGUUUGCGGGUACUCGCGGAUGACGACGUCAAAGCGCUGACGGGGGACGAUGAGGCAUUAGGGGAGGGACACAGGGUGCUCUCGUGGAUUUGGACGACGGCGGGGGUGGGAGAUUCGAUGGAGGGUUUUGUGGCUACCGAGCUGCGUGUGGAAUGGUGCAAAACGCGUGCGCGUACACAUCGUUGGCAGGAGGAGUGCAUGCUCCUCGCAGAGGAGAUGAGGCGGGUAUUGGAAUUUUGGAAGUACGAGAUCAAGGUCUGGGAGAAGCGAGCGGCUGCUUGUGCCGAAGACCCGCACUUCGUAACCCCGGGGCAGACCGAGUUCAACACUGUACCUGAGAUUUGGCAGUCGGAGGUCGACAAGCUAAUGGUCGUCCGGGACGGGAAGGUGGCUUACGCUCGGCGUCAGAUUUCGAUCCGCAGGCGAAUGUUGGAAACGGCGGAGCGGUUGUGGGGUGACAUACGCGAGAGGCUCGUGGUUUUUGAAGGGCGCAGUGGUUUUAUACCGGUAGAGGCGAACGCUGACGACGAAGUGGUAUUUGAGGAUAACGAUGAGGAACAGGAAGAGGGAGGGAGGGUAGGCGGUUGA
Coprinopsis cinerea okayama7#130 is the source of this 3186-nucleotide messenger RNA. RefSeq lists its product as hypothetical. Bases 1 to 3186 code for a protein of 1061 amino acids. The record is from RefSeq and is a predicted model, not a curated record. Lineage: Eukaryota; Fungi; Basidiomycota; Agaricomycetes; Agaricales; Psathyrellaceae. The transcript is spliced from 11 exons.